AUGUCGGUCGAAGAAUAUCUCUACCAGAUUCAAGAAACAGAUGAGGCCAGGAAGAAAUUCACAAACGCCAAAUCAAUCUCCUCUGCUCAGUACUUUGGAAAUGACAACAACUCGGCUGACCUUGAGGCCAAAAGUACAUUAAAGAAGUUCUCAGGUUCAUCAGCAAUCUCUAGUGCUGAUCUUUUUGGAGACGAUGAUGGAGAUUUCCCUCUAGAUCUCACCGCCGGUGAUCUUCUCAACCGCCUCUCUCUCCAGGCCCAACAAGACAUUUCAUCAUUGAAGAACAUGGCAGAGGAGACAAAGAAGAAGCUCGGCAGCUUAUGGGUCUGAAAUGAUAAAUCCAUUCAUUAUUUUUUGCUUAUACACUAAUUUCCAUUUCCAAAUCAAUUAUUCUAUUCAUUAUACUAGGGAAACACUGUUUUUGUUUAUCAAUCUUUUGUAUAAUUGAGAUUAUGUUUUGUAAAAAUUGUCAUCAAAUAAAAAUAUGUGGAGUGUUUUUCGACG
This is a messenger RNA of Camelina sativa (false flax), 504 nucleotides long. The record is from RefSeq and is a predicted model, not a curated record. NCBI's taxonomy places the organism in Eukaryota, Viridiplantae, Streptophyta, Magnoliopsida, Brassicales, Brassicaceae.